CUCUCUCUCUCUCUCUCUCUCCACAUUUUCACUCACAUCUGCAAAAUCUCCCACAUUCAUCAUCACCCAAAUCCAUCAAAUUCACCAUGUUAAAAAUCCACCACCAACUCUCUCCCUCUCUACCCUCCUCCAUCUUCACCACUCGCAAACCCUAACACACACAAACAAACAACCACACUCUCUCCAGAUUCGGACCGCCAUGGAAGCUCCUCUCACAAAUUCAAGCCUCGCUACACUGACAAACACUGUCUCAAUCAUCAACACCGAACUACACAAAGCUUGGCACCUCCUCUCCCUUUUACUACCACUCGGCCGCCCUGCUCGUCCCCUUGAACUCGCCUCCCGAUGCGCCUUGUUCCGUGCACCGCCUGAUUUCGUCGAGCACCUCUGUUCGAUCCCCAAUUCGCCGCUCUUCUUGACCUCGAACAGGUUCGUUACGCCUUCGCUGGUUGCGUUCGUUGCUUUCGGAAAGUUUGCGUCGAAUUUGAAUGUGAUUGGGGCGUUUGUGCCCCGAAUUGAGCUCCGAGAUUUCGGACGGGAGAGAGUUUGGGGAGGUUUUGUAAGAACGUAUUACAGGAGAAGGAAGAGAAUGAGUUUAGAGUUUGAAUCUCCACCACUUUCGAAAAAGAGAGCAGUUUUGCGUUCUGUGGAUGAAAAUGAAGAAAAUCAAAUUCUGUUGCUUUCGUCUGGUGGAAAUCAAAGUGAUUAUACUAAGGUAUAUUUUGAUUAUAUGACCAGAAGAAUGGAAGUGCAGCCAAAUGAUAUUUCAAUUAUGAAACUUGAAUCGGACAAUUUGAGUAGGGUGAUUGGGAAGGCACCCUUCUCUGUUCAUCUCAAUGCUGGACUGUUAAGCUAUGGAUUGAAAAAUACUGAACAUGGAAAUAGCAAGGAAACUAGUAUCUUUGAGCAUAUGAAGGAGCAUCGAUAUGUAUAUACACCAGAAUGUCAGCAUAGCUUUCUCAAUUUUGGAAAAUUUCCUCAAAUUCCUCAUCCAACAGUAGAAGAAAUAAAGGCAUGUAGGCCUUAUCCAGAAGGAUCUCUUCUAACUACUAUAAUAGAAAAUUCGGUUGUGUGGAGAGAAGCUAGGAUGGGUGAGGUAGACUUGAAAAGUAGAACAAGUUUUGACGCCACUUCAUGCCCAGAAGUAGAAGAUCACAGCAUAAUUCCACCAGUGGAGAUGGAGAAUGUUGGUCAUGCUUGUAAAGUUAGAAGGGUUAGAACAAUUGAAGACAAAAUGGUUGUAGAUAGCAAAGAGAAAGAACCAUUAAUUGAUUCUUUCUGCCAUGAAAGUGGAAUUGGAUUCAUGGUCCCAGCAGUCAAUACCGCUCAGACUGUUAUGUCACAUGAUACCAAAAGGAUGAAUGUGGUAAGGUGCAUUGAUAUGAAUCCACGUCGGGAUGGAGAGAGAACAACUACACAUGUGGAGAGUAGGGCCCUUCUUUUAGCAGCUGAUGCCACUCUUUGUCAGAAGCAACUGAUGAAAUCCUCUGCCAAAUCAAAGACCUCUCAGAAGGAUGCACUAAAUGCUAAACAACAAGGUCUCUUCAAGGCAUUGGUCAAUAGUAAGGCUGUUGGGUCUCGUAUGGAGCAGCUUCAAUGUACAAGAGAUAGAAAUUCAAUCUCUGUGAAGCAGAAGUUAAAGCAGAAUUGUGACAAGCCUAUUGCCGUGGACCUCAACAAUCAGCAGGAGCCAAAACCACUACCUAAUUUUGAGUCCUUUACCAUAGAGGAGGAAGAAGGUUCAGGUGGUUACGGAACAGUUUACAAGGCACAGAGAAAGAAUGAUGGAGUAACAUUUGCUAUUAAAUGUCCUCAUGAAAAUGCUAACAGACAUCAUGUUCAUAAUGAACUGAAGAUGUUGGAGCGAUUUGGGGGUAAGAACUUUGUCAUAAAAUAUGAAGGCUCUUUCAAGAGUGGGAAUUCUGAGUGCCUUGUUUUAGAGCAUGUUCAUCAUGACAGACCCGAGGUCUUGAAGAGAGAGAUAGAUGUUUUCCAGCUCCAGUGGUAUGGCUAUUGUAUGUUCAGAGCACUUGCAGGUUUACAUAAGCAGGGAAUAGUUCAUAGAGAUGUUAAACCUGGCAACUUCCUUUUCUCUCGUAAGGUCAAUAAAGGAUAUCUCAUUGAUUUUAACCUUGCUAUGGAUCUGCAUCAGAAGUAUGGAGCUAUUGACAAAUCAAAGGUGGGCCAUGAUGUGAGUUUUAAUCAUGUUCCUCCCACUCACACCAAAUCUCUUCCUCCUACCAAUCAGAAGUUUCUGGUCAGUAAAUCUUUGGAAGCAAUCAACAAGCAGACAGGAAAAAGGUCCAAGCCACUUUUAUCACCCAAAAACCUGAAAAAGAAGGCCAUAGACCAAACAAAUGCCUUUUCUGAAUUAGGCAAUAGGAAUGUGAUGAAAAGCCAAGGUGCAGAUGGCUCUGGGAUAACUUCAGCUAAGGAUGCAACAAGCACAAGAACUCCUUCAGCAGAAAGGUUGAGGGAACCGAUCCCAUGCCAAGGUAGGAAGGAGCUGAUCAACCUGGUGCAUAAAGCAAUGCAGGGUCCAAAUUAUGUAGCACUUAGUGUUCCAGCUCCUAAGAGAAAGAGGGUCAUCGCACUUCCGGGAAAAGUAGAUAGAAAACUUGUUUACCUUACUCCAAUGCCAGUGCACUCUGCUGGCAUUGCUGUUGCUGGGGAUGGGAAGCAAAAGAGAGAAGGCCCUUGUGUUGGAACCAAGGGCUUUCGGGCUCCAGAGGUAUUGUUCAGGUCACCACAUCAAGGCCACAAAGUUGAUAUCUGGUCUGCUGGGGUCACCUUACUUUACUUGAUGAUUGGAAGAACACCAUUUACUGGUGAACCUGAACAGAACAUAAAGGAAAUUGCAAAGUUAAAGGGCAGUGAAGAUCUCUGGGAAGUGGCAAAGCUACAUAACCGUGAAUCUUCAUUUCCAGUGGAUCUUUUUGAUGUGAAAUUUUUGACAUCCACAAGACUGCGAGAUUGGUGCAAACAGAACACAAAAAGACCAGAAUUCUUGGAGUUUAUUCCAAGUUCACUAUUCGAUCUUGUGGAGAAGUGCCUGACGGUGAACCCGAGACUGAGGAUAAGUGCAGAGGAAGCGCUGAGGCACGAGUUUUUCACACCAUGCCACGAGGGCCUAAGACAGGAAAGGCUGCUCAGGAAAGGGCUCAGCUUGGACUCUAGAACUACUCAGCUUUUGCAUAGACAGUUAGAGCCUUGUGAAGGUAUUUCAAUAAUGUAAUGUUGUAAAAUAAUUAUUUGCAUUUUGUAACUAUGUCAAUAUUUGAGUACAGUUAUUCUAGACACAGUCGAUGAAAAUUAAUAGAUUGACCCUUUUAAGAAAAAAA
Camellia sinensis is the source of this 3341-nucleotide messenger RNA. The record is from RefSeq and is a predicted model, not a curated record. NCBI's taxonomy places the organism in Eukaryota, Viridiplantae, Streptophyta, Magnoliopsida, Ericales, Theaceae.